This is a messenger RNA of Neopelma chrysocephalum (saffron-crested tyrant-manakin), 756 nucleotides long. Its product is annotated as myosin-binding protein H-like. Bases 1 to 756 code for a protein of 251 amino acids. The record is from RefSeq and is a predicted model, not a curated record. Gene Ontology annotation, molecular function: protein binding. The transcript has 3 exons. NCBI's taxonomy places the organism in Eukaryota, Metazoa, Chordata, Aves, Passeriformes, Pipridae.
AUGACGGGGAAAACGGCCCCUCCAGCCAAAAAACCCGCCCCGGCGGCCGCCAAGAAAAAGGCAGCGCCAGCCCCCAAGGAAAAGGCGGCUCCGGCCCCUAAGGAAGAAGCAGCCCCGAAGGAAGAAGCAGCCCCCAAGGAAGAACCAGCCCCGGCCCCGAAGGAAGAAGCAGCAGCCCCUAAAGAAGAAGCGGCCCCAGCCCCCGCUGCUGAAGAGCCCCCAGCCCCCACAGAAGCCGCUCCCACCCCCCCAGAAGCCGGAGCAGAAGCCCCUCCAGCCCCCGCAGAAGGUUCCCCAGCCCCCCCAGCCGAACCCCCGGCCCCCGAACCCGAACCCCAGCCCGAGAAACCAAAGGAAGAGCCUCCCAGCUCCCCCCUGUCCUUGGCCGUGGAGGAGGUGAGUGAGAAUUCCUUCACGCUGACCUGGAAAGCCCCGGAGCACACGGGCAAGGCGGGCCUGGAUGGAUACGUGGUGGAGAUCUGCAAGGAUGGAAGUUCUGACUGGAAAGCUGUGAACCAGGAGCCUUUCCUUUCCACCCGCUACACGGUCCCAAACCUCAGCUCUGGGGACAAGAUCCACGUGCGGGUGACGGCCGUGGGAGCCGGGGGACCCAGCGCCCCGGCCACGCUGGAGCAGCCCGUGCUCAUCAGGGAGAUCCUCCGUGAGUACUGUGGAGUGCCGGGAGAAAUCCCUGUGGAAUUCCAGGGUGAAAUCCUGCAGAAUUCCUGGGUGAAAUCCCACAGAAUUCCUGGGUGA